This is a messenger RNA of Aureobasidium uvarum, 972 nucleotides long. The record is from the annotation of a GenBank genome assembly. NCBI's taxonomy places the organism in Eukaryota, Fungi, Ascomycota, Dothideomycetes, Dothideales, Saccotheciaceae.
AUGACACCACUCGAAGUGCUCUUCGAUGAAGAAGAUGUCUCCACCUGGACAUUCCAAAGCCUCAGAUCCUUUGUGGGAAGCAGCAAGAAGAAGCUCAAGGUUUUCUACAUGAACUUCUUCGCAUGGACAGAGGAAGAUGACGACGACGACGAUGGCUACCAAGUUCUGAACAAGCGGCCAAGAACUUCCAGCACUCCGUUUCCAAAUACCACCUCCAUGUCCAUGCCACCUAGUCCGUCCGCAACAACAUCGGGCUCUCAAGCAAGCUGGAGUAUGAAGCUACCAAACAUGAACUCGAUUCAUAAUGGCACCGGGAAAGCGUCCAGCCAAAUUACCACAGCUCAGAGCAGCAACGCCGGAGGAAACAACUCCGUGGGCCUCAUUAUUUUCAUAACACGUGUUGCGAUAGUUGACCAAGCCCUCGUCCUUGAGCGUGAUCGCUUCGGAAUUGUCGACAAUCUGUUCGAGAGGGGUCGACUCAUCGAGCCAUAUGUUCACGAACUCGUUUUCGGUAACCCCUUAGACGAUAAACCCACCUUUCUUUGGUUUUUCGAUGAUACCUCGGACGACAAACCAAGGAGAAUCAGGAACAAGCCUAGUCUCGAAGCAGCUAUUGUCAUACUAAAAUCACGUGCGGAAAGAGCAGAGGCUACCGGUAUCCAAGUAUUCGACGCUCCAGAUCGUGUUACAGCAGCUUUGGUCCCUAUUCAUGAGGUCACUCGCAAAGUUGACUUUGUGCAGCGAGUAAGUUUUGAGCUCGAGAUUGACAACGGCGAAGAAAGCUGCGAAGAUGAAUGCAAUAAGAAGCUUGGAGCGGACAUCGUCUAUGAGUCCAGGAACGGAGAGCUCCAACUUGAUCACCAGCCAGUCAAGGAGGAGAUUGACAUCAAACCUGACAUCAAACCUGACAUCACUUGGGAGAGACAGCCGCAGGUCGACGUGGAGAGCGAGAGUGAGUCCGAGGAAGAAUGA